GAACCAAUCCUGCACCCAGUUACCCAGAAAUCUGAGAGAACACUGCCCACAGCUUCCUGAAAUGGCUGUCAGCACUGGUAGCUUCUUGGCCAUUGCCAUGGCCCUCGCUCUCCUUAGUGGCGACAUGGCCCACGCCGGCCGCCUCCUGGCCGACACCACGGAGGCAGCAGCGCCCGCUGCAACGCCUGCCGCUGUCCCAGGCAUCCCCGCGCCGAAGCCGCCCGUGCCCACCAUGCCUACAAUGCCACCAGUGCCAACCGUGCCCGCGGUCACCACACCGCAGGUCACAGUGCCCCCGAUGCCAGCCGUGCCCGCGCUCGCCGUUCCCCAGUUCACGGUACCCCCCAUGACGGCCGUGCCCGCGAUCACCGUGUCCCAGGUCACGUUGCCGCCCAUGCCGGCCGUCCCUGCGGUCACCGUGCCCAAGGUCACGUUGCCGCCCAUGCCCGCAGUUGUUGUGCCGAAGGUGACGAUGCCGCCAAUGCCUGCAAUUCCAUCCAUCUCCAUACCCAAGGUGGCAUUGCCUCCGAUGCCUUCCAUUCCCACUGUGAACGUGCCGAUGCCAACCCUUGCGCCACCUCCUUCAGCAUAGGCACGAACCAGAGCACCGGGAGCGAGAAUCUACAAUGCUGGCUCAAUGAUUUUGGCAAUGUUUACUUGAUCAUUUGAUUUUGGCCAUUUACCGUUCGCCGGCUUGUUUACAUUGUGCGGUUCCUAUUUUGUUUUUGUUUUUGUUUUUGUGUUUGUGUUUGUGUAGUAGUACUAUUGGGCUUGUCAAUGGCCAUCUCUUUUUCUUUCUCUUUGUACUGAGUUUUUACAACGAACAUGUAUGUCAUUUUUAUCACAUUUAUGUCAGACAUACUGUUAUGUACUUA
Messenger RNA from Triticum aestivum (bread wheat), 875 nucleotides. Its product is annotated as vegetative cell wall protein gp1. The coding region runs from base 62 to 592 and encodes 176 amino acids. The transcript has a single exon. NCBI's taxonomy places the organism in Eukaryota, Viridiplantae, Streptophyta, Magnoliopsida, Poales, Poaceae. The record is from RefSeq and is a predicted model, not a curated record.